AUGUAUGGAUUCGAAGAUGUUGAUUUCCUGGUGUUAGAGUCUGAAGCUUUGUUCAUUGGGAAAGCUGGAGAGGAAAAUAGGGGCCAAUUGUACUGUUUCGAAGAUCGUUGGAAUCUUCGUGUUGCUUUGAGGCCUGAGCUGGCUCCUUCACUAGCUAUGUUGGUCAUUCGGAAAGGAAAACCUGCACCUUUGCCAUUGAAAUGGUUUGCUGUUGGACAUUGUUGGCAGUAUGAGAGGAUGACAAGGAAAUGGACUCUCUCUCUCAUUUGUGAUCCGGUUUCACUCUCUAUCUUCUGUUUCGUUCUAAUGUUCUCUUCGACACAGCGUAUUCUAAAUCAAGCAUUUUUACUACUUGCAUUGUUUACCUACAUCAACUGA
Linum trigynum is the source of this 378-nucleotide messenger RNA. NCBI's taxonomy places the organism in Eukaryota, Viridiplantae, Streptophyta, Magnoliopsida, Malpighiales, Linaceae. The record is from the annotation of a GenBank genome assembly.